Molecule: messenger RNA, 1152 nt
Organism: Gossypium raimondii (Peruvian cotton)
Lineage: Eukaryota; Viridiplantae; Streptophyta; Magnoliopsida; Malvales; Malvaceae
Product: eukaryotic translation initiation factor 3 subunit F
Exons: 6
Coding region: 79-939 (286 amino acids)
Biological process (GO): translational initiation
Cellular component (GO): eukaryotic translation initiation factor 3 complex, eIF3m
Molecular function (GO): translation initiation factor activity; translation initiation factor binding; metallopeptidase activity
Source: RefSeq, a predicted model, not a curated record
UUCGUCCCAAAAAGUAAAAACCCUAAAUUCUCACUUCUUUCGCUCUCAAAACCAAAACUAGAAGAUCGGGGAGACAAGAUGGCGGCCGGCGAUCACACCGUUUUGCAGCUCAGUACGCCGUCAACGGCGAACCUGUCGGCCAAGGUUCAUCCUCUCGUCAUCUUUAACAUCUGCGAUUGCUACGUCAGACGCCCCGACCAAGCCGAGCGCGUAAUCGGCACGCUCCUCGGCUCCGUCCUUCCUGAUGGCACCGUUGAUAUCCGUAACUCCUAUGCCGUUCCUCACACCGAAUCCGCCGAACAGGUUGCUUUGGAUAUUGAAUACCAUCAUAAUAUGUUAGUCUCCCACCAAAAAGUGAAUCCAAAGGAAGUAAUUGUUGGAUGGUAUUCUACUGGCCUUGGAGUCACUGGUGGUAGUGCAUUGAUCCAUGAUUUUUAUUCUAGGGAAGUCCCAAACCCUAUUCAUUUGACAGUGGAUACGGGAUUUAGGAAUGGAGAGGGCACGAUAAAGGCCUACGUUUCUGUCAAUUUAGCUCUUGGAGACCGACAGCUUGCUGCUCAAUUCCAAGAAAUUCCUCUUGAUCUACGUAUGGUUGAAGCUGAGCGACUCGGGUUUGACAUCCUGAAGACAACAGCGGUUGACAAACUGCCGAAUGAUUUGGAAGGAAUGGAAGUCACAAUGCAAAGACUGUUGGCUUUAAUAGAUGAUGUCUACAAAUACGUAGAUGAUGUUGUGGAGGGGCGUGUUGCGGCUGAUAAUAGCAUCGGCAGAUUUAUAUCAGACACAGUAGCCUCCUUGCCUAAACUAUCGCCAUCCGUAUUUGAUAAGCUUGUGAAUGAUAGUCUGCAGGAUCAGUUGCUGUUAUUAUACUUGUCGAGCAUCACUAGGACACAACUUGGAUUAGCUGAGAAGUUGAACACAGCUGCACAGAUCCUGUGAUUUGGGUCCAAAGUGAUAAAUUUUUGUUCUUAGGCGAAUCACGUGCUUUGAUUGUGGGAAACUUUAGCUGGAGAAAGAUUAUAUGUUAUUAUUAUUGGCGGUUCAAAAUGACCUCUGUAGUUGCUGUAAGUUGUCCUUUUCUCCUAAACUACAUGUCCUCCAGCUGUGAGGUUGAAUUAAAUUUCGCUUUUAAUUCCUUCUCUUUUUCUUCAA